GACUCAAGACUUAUGAAAACCGCUUUUCUCCUCUUUCCCGAUCCUUUACGGUUACGGUUAAAGCCCCACACACCUCAAAUUCCAGGUCCUUCGCCCCGGUAUACAUCUGUUUCGACCCCAAUCUCAACAAGUGUCCCCUUUCCUCUGUGUCCCCCAGUCUUCCCUCAGUCCUGGGUUCAGCCAUCCGCGCUUCCUCCGUUCCUCUUCGUCCAUUUCCCGCCUCAGGCCAGCUGCUGUUUAUUUUAGGUCAUGCCUGGAGCUAAACAUGCCCAGAGUCCAGAGAAAGGGGGCGUCUGCAUUACUGAAGACCUUAUCACCAAGAGGAACUUGACCUUCCCUGAGGAUGAAGAUCUGUCUGAAAAGACGUUUCAUACCCUUGAUGAACUGGAGACAGUCCGCUUGGACCGGGAAGGGAUUACUUCUAUCAGGAAUUUAGAGGGGCUCCAGAAUAUUCACAGCCUCUAUCUGCAAAUGAAUAAGAUCCAGCGAAUUGAGAACCUGGCUUGCAUCCCCUCCCUGCGCUUCCUGUCUCUGGCAGGAAACCAAAUCAAGCAGGUGGAAAACCUCCUGGACCUCCAGUACCUCCAGUUUCUGGACCUUUCUGAGAACAUGAUAGAAAUACUGAAGCUGGAUGAGCUGCCCCAGAGCCUUCUCAUCCUCAACCUGUCUGGAAACCCCUGCACCAAUCAGGAUGGCUACAGAAAGAUGGUGAUCAGAGCCCUGCCUCUGCUCCUGGACCUGGAUAAGCAGCCUGUGUUGGAGCGCUGGACCUCAGAUGAGGAGGAUAAAGCCUCAGAUGAUGAGGAGGAGUUUCCAGAGCUGAGUGGCCCCUUCUGCUCAGAGAGAGGCUUCUUCAAAGACCUGGAGCAGGAACUGCACCAGCACCAGGAGCGCAGGCAGCAGGCAGCCCUGGCAGAGCACCUUUCAAGGACAAAGACACUGCCUGCCCUCACCAACCUGCCCCUGCUGCCUACAGUGCCCAUGGCUAGGGACUGCAACCCUUCUGUCCCGGUGCAACCAGAGAAAGAGUCAGCCCCUAAGGCUACCUCCUUACCCCACACCUCCUCCUCUAUUAUGAAACUAACUUAUAAGGGCCAGGAAAGCUCUGUCCAGGCAAGGAAGGGAGCCCCAGCAGCCUCUAAGACCUCUCUGGUUGCAGCUUCUAGCUUGAAAAAAACUAUAACCAAAAGAACCAAGAAGUAAAGCACUCCUCAGUACCUUAGCUGUGCAGGAGCCCCACCCUCAAUAAAGUAUCUCUGAGCUUA
This is a messenger RNA of Nannospalax galili (Upper Galilee mountains blind mole rat), 1265 nucleotides long. It is a transcript of the gene Lrrc46, whose product is annotated as leucine rich repeat containing 46. The transcript is spliced from 8 exons. The record is from RefSeq and is a predicted model, not a curated record. Lineage: Eukaryota; Metazoa; Chordata; Mammalia; Rodentia; Spalacidae. Gene Ontology annotation, molecular function: protein binding. Bases 250 to 1203 code for a protein of 317 amino acids.